Molecule: messenger RNA, 9672 nt
Organism: Heteronotia binoei (common prickly gecko)
Lineage: Eukaryota; Metazoa; Chordata; Lepidosauria; Squamata; Gekkonidae
Gene: BAZ2A
Product: bromodomain adjacent to zinc finger domain 2A
Exons: 29
Coding region: 162-5465 (1767 amino acids)
Cellular component (GO): rDNA heterochromatin
Molecular function (GO): DNA binding; protein binding
Source: RefSeq, a predicted model, not a curated record
GGCUAGAAACGACGGCGGCCUUGCCUGGUGCGGCUUCGCUCGGCUUCCCCUCCCCCACCAUCAGUCUGGGCCGGUGCCUCCCUUUCGCCCUCCCGGUCAUGCUACACCGUCAGGGCCGACCUCCUCAGGCCAUGUGAGGGGCCGGCUGACACCUCUCAGAAAUGGAGGCAAACAACCAUUUUAACUUCACUGGCCAUCCUUCUUCACCUGCUGCCUCAGGACUGAAACCGGCACCUUCCUCAGGGGACAACAUAUACACAAAUGGAUCUCCCAUGAACUUCCCUCAGCAAGGGAAAAGUUUGAAUGGGGACAUGAAUGUCAAUGGCUUAUCUACUGUAGCUAACACUAGUACUUCAGGGACCCGCUCCUCAACCACCUCCCACCUCCACCACUCUUACGACUAUCUCUGGAACUAUUCUCAGUACCCCUCUGGCAAUGGCAACAACCUCAAGGACAGCCCACUGUUCUCCCAGUAUCCACUGAAUGGUGUUGUUGGAGGCAAUCGACAAGGCUCACCAGGACACAACACCAAUCUGAGGGGGGGAGGUGGGCAGGAAUUCUGGGCCAAUGGCACUCCAGGGGCCAUGGGUCUGAACUUUGAUUCGACAGAGCUCUAUGACUCUUUCCCUGAUGAUCAGAAUUUUGAACUCCUGCAAAAUGGCCCAUCCAGCUUCUACACAUCAUCUCAACCUUCCCCCAUGCUUAGUUCGGGCAGCCAGGGCUUCUCUCCACAGCAAGAUGAACCAGGAAAUGAGGAGCCUGUGAAAGAAACUGCAUCUACUGUCUCAGAAAAUGGCACCAGCCUGCUGGGCAGCAUGGAGCUGGAGAGCACACAGCCAGACUUGAAAAUAUGUGGCUACAAUGGAUCUUCUCCAGUUGUUGAGCCACUCAGCCAAGAAGCCUCUGUCUUGGUACCUGAUGCUGGAGGUGGCUGUCUGGAAGAUGCUUCACGGAUACCCCCUCCCUUGGAAGACCCUUUGGAACCCUUUGAGUCACUGGACAGAGACCCUGGAACAGGAGACCUCUACGAGAUGGAUACAUCUGAGCUGGUGAGCGACAAGUCCCCUCUGGAGGACCCAACUGACAUCUCUGCCUUGGAUUGUCCUGGCAGCCCCUCUCUGAACCAUUCUGACUCCUUCAGCCUAUUGGCAGAUGAUAGUCAGCCUGACACCUCACUUUUUGGAAGUGCCAAUUUACCACCUGUUCUUGAGGAGUCUGUUUUGCAAGACAACAGCUUGGAGUUGACAGGUGUGAGUGAAGUGGAACAAGAAGACACAGAGUUUCUGGAUUCACAAGCAUCACUGGAACCAGAGAGUCUAGAUGCCACCUUGGAAGAGGUAGUCAAAAACAGCUGCCUAGAGGCCUCUGCAUCUCUGAUAGGUGCGGGCACCAAAGAGUCUUCAGCAUGCAACGUGUCAGCAAAAAGUGACCUUCCAAGAAGACGGAUAGCCACAGCAGAUGAGGUGCGCUACCCUUUAAAGCAUGGGUGGCGAAGGGAAGUGCGCAUUAAGAAGGGCAGCAGCCGCUGGCAGGGAGAGACCUGGUAUUAUGGGCCUUGUGGCAAGCGGAUGAAGCAAUUUCCAGAGGUGAUAAAGUACCUGAGCAGAAACACUGUACAGAAUGUCCGCCGUGAGCAUUUCAGCUUCAGCCCUCGGAUGCCAGUAGGAGACUUCUUUGAAGAGCGGGAUACACCUGAGGGCUUGCAGUGGGUAAAGUUGACAUCGGAGGAAAUCCCCUCACGUAUCCAGGCCAUCACAGGCAAGCGUGGCCGGCCCCGCAAUACUGAGAAAGCCAAGGCUAAGGAAAUACCCAAGGUGAAACGUGGACGAGGCCGUCCUCCCAAAGUGAAAGUGCCUGACCUGAGCAAGACAGAUGCCCGGGUUCUGAAAAAACUGGAAGCGCAAGAGGUACUCAGUGAUGAAGAUAAGCUAAAGAUGAGCAAGAUAAAGAAGAAAGUGAGGCAAAAGGUGCAGAAUAAGCAGAAGCAGGAAGUCAAGGUACCUACUAAGGCAAAGGAAACCAAGGCUAAGGAAGUCAAAAGAAAGCCCAAGUUAAAGAAGGAGAAGAACAACAAGCCAGAGAAAAACAGCAAGCCAGAGAAGUCUAAGCCCGAAAAGCCAAAAGAGAAGGUGAAGCUGAAAGAAAAGAUAAAGCCCAAGGAAAAAAAGGUUGCAGCACCAGUCAGGGUUCCUCGAAAAGUGGACAAGAAUCUUCUAGCUCAGCGGCGUCAAGAAGAACGGCAGCGGCAGCAAAUGAUUCUGGAAGAGAUGAAGAAGCCCGCUGAGGACAUGUGUUUGGGGGAUCAUCAGCCUCUGCCAGAAUUUUCACGCAUCCCUGGGCUGAUCUUGCCUAGCCAUGCCUUCUCAGACUGCUUAGCCAUUGUGGAGUUCCUACACAGUUAUGGCAAGGUUCUUGGCUUUGAUGUCUCCAAGGAAGUUCCCAGUCUGAGCACCUUGCAAGAGGGGCUCUUCAAUGUAGGAGAUAGUUUGGGUGAAGUGUUGGAUCUCCUGGUUAAGCUGGUGAAAGCUGCACUCUACGACCCUGGCCUGCCUCCGUACUGUCAGUCACUGAAGAUCCUUGGUGAAAAACUUUCUGAUAUAAGCCUGAACCGUGAUACUGUGUCAGAGAUCCUUCGUUGCUUUCUCAUCGCUUAUGGGGCAGAUGAGGACCUGUGUGACAGUUUGCGCACUAAACCCUUCCAGGCAUUGCCCCCAGACAGGAAGGCUUCUGUCCUUGCUUUCUUGGUUAAUGAACUUAACAGCAGUGCCCUUAUCAUCAAUGAAAUCGACAAGACUCUGGAGAACAUGUCCACCCAUAGGAGAAACAAAUGGAUGAUUGAGGGCAAGCUACGCAGGUUGAAGAUUGCCCUAGCGAAAAAGACAGGACGGCCUGAGUCAGAAAUCAGUGGCUUGGAGGAAGGCCGGUGGCGGCGAAGCUCACGACUCACAGAGGAGAACGAGGACAUGGAAGCGGAAGAAGAGGAGAGGAGCAGAGUGUACAAGACCCGGAAAGAUUAUGAGAACGACAUUCCAGUUUCCAGUGUGCCUGAGCUGGAAAGACAAAUUGAAAAGCUUUCUAAGCGCCAGAUGUUCUUCCGCAAAAAGCUGCUGCACGCCUCACAAUUGUUGCGGGCUUCAUCACUUGGGCAGGAUCGAUACCGACGGCGGUACUGGGUUCUGCCCCAUCUGAGUGGGAUCUUUGUAGAAGGCUGUGAAGUCUCAACAGUAGCUCCGGCCAAGAACAUACUGGAGAAGGAGGAAGAGGCUUCAAAGGAGGAGGACCACGAGUCAUCAGCAGUCAAGAAGGAGACAACGGAGACACCAGUCACGGAUCACAUAAACUGCACAACUUCAUGGUCAUGGAGCCGGCCAUGGAGGGACAAUGUGGGGUCACUGCAGUCAGAGGCACUCCAUCCCAAGUUGGAUGAGUCCACACCUGGGCCUAUCAAUGGAUAUUUGGAGGACUCCAUGUCACUGGGCCAGUCACAGCAUGACCUCAGUCAGUCAGCCUUCCUGUCCUGGCUCAGCCAGACACAGCAGGCAUCCUCACUUUUCAACAGCUCUGUGCUCACCCCCGACAGCAGCCCUGGUAAAGGCGACCCAGUCACUUCAGAGGAACUGCCAGACUCUGCUGCAGAGGAUGAAAGUGCCACAGAAACCCAGAUUGCCUGGUUCAAUUUUCUGCCCAGGGCACCCUGCAGUGACUCUCCACUUACUACCUCCAUUGACCACCCCUCUCCAAAAGCUGCUCCUCAGCUGUGUAAGCCUCCUACCAGGGACCAGCCAAAGGCCUCAGCCCGGCAGCUGAAUGGCUUCUCCUCAGCCAGCUCAACAUUGCCACUACUGGCCUCCUCGCCUCUUCAUUCUGGCUCUAGGAGUCACAGUACUUACUCUAGAGCCAGGGACAUCCCCAGUAAGGCCCAGGAACCUCUGGGGCAGCCCAGACGACGGGGGCGUCCCCCCACUAAACUCUUCAAGCAAAUUGAGCAGAAAUACUUGACACAGCUGACAGCACAGCCUAUACCCACAGAGAUGCAGAGUGGCUGGUGGUGGCUGCAGGAUCCGGAGGAGCUGGAGGCUGUAAUUCAAGCACUGCAUCUGCGAGGGAUCCGUGAAAAAGCCCUGCAUAAGCACCUCACCAAGCACAAAGAAUACCUACGGGAGGUGUGUGCCCGAGCUGCCAACGAUCCCAUCUUCCAGACUCACCCUGAGGGUGCUGGCCACCCUAUCUCUCAGGAAGCCUUAGCCCAGUGGUCAAUGGCUGAGCGAGCCUUUGAGAUGGACCUUUCUGUGCUUCAGUGGGUGGAGGAACUGGAGCAGCGGGUACUGAUGGCUGACCUACAGAUCCGUGGCUGGACAAGCCCAGAUCCUGACUCUCUUCGAAAUGACUUGCGGUACUGUGAGCACAAGCUAGAGUCUUUGGAAGAUAUAAUCGUAAAAAAUCGGCGUGAGGGACCAGCCCUGCAGCGUGAAUCCACCCACCCCCUAGACUUAGCAGUUCUUCGGCUGGCAGACAUGGAGCGGAACCUGGAGCGGAGAUAUCUCAAAGAGCCCCUCUGGCCCCCACAUGAGGUGGUGGUAGAAAAAGCUUUGCUGAGUAACCCCAGUACCUUGGAGCUGGGAACCACAGAGAUUGCAUAUGAAAUCACGCCCCGGAUGCGGACGUGGCGCCAGACACUGGAGCGAUGCCAUAGUGCGGCCCAAGUGUCCCUCUGCAUUUAUCAGCUAGAACGUUCUGUUGCUUGGGAGAAAUCAGUUGUCAAAGCGACUUGCCUGGUGUGCCGGAAAGGGGAUGAUGAUGAGAACCUGUUGUUAUGUGACAGCUGUGAUCGUGGCUGCCACCUCUACUGCCACCGACCCAAGAUGACUGAGGUGCCAGCUGGUGACUGGUUCUGCUCCCUCUGCAUUGCUCAGAUGCAAGGAGAAUACCAGGAUGACUAUGGCUGUCUCCGGCGGGGCAAGAAACGGAAACCUUAUAGCUCUGGUGCAUUUUUGGGGAAUGAAGAGCUCAACCCUCGCCCCCGAGCAGCAACAUCCCAGCAACGGAGUAACCUGGCCAGUGUGCCACCCCGAUAUUCAGGCGAAGCCCUCUCUCCCUCCAAAAGAAGAAGAGUGUCUACAAGAGGCCAGUGUGCUGACCUCACCUUCUGCGAGAUCAUCCUAAUGGAGAUGGAGUCACAUGAGCAUUCCUGGCCCUUCUUGGAACCUGUCAACCCCCGGUUGGUGCCUGGGUACCGCAAAAUUAUCAAGAAUCCUAUGGACUUUGCCACCAUGAGGGCACGGUUGCUACGGGGCGGGUACACAAGCUGCGAGGAGUUUGCUGCUGAUGCUGCCCUGGUGUUUGACAACUGCCGGACCUUUAAUGAGGAUGAGUCGGAGGUGGGCAAGGCAGGGCUGGCCAUGCGCCAGUUUUUUGAGAGCCGGUGGGAGGAGUUUUAUCAGGGAAAACAUGAGACAAACCCAUGAAGUGAGCAGAAUGGAGAGAGGUGAGAGGAGUCCAUGGGGAAGCCCUUCCCUUUUUACCCUGCGCUGCACACUGUCUCUUCUGGAGUUCAUCCUGCUAUCUGCUGAUUCCUUGUUUUCCCGCUCACAAUGUCUGGACUUGGAUUGGCAUUUAACAGUGGGGCAGCUUUCUCCACUGCCUGGAUCCUCGGAAGCCCUCUCUUCUCCCCCCCACCCCCCCACUCUUCGCUCCAAGCAACACGAACUCUCUGUGUAAGCCAAAAAAAAAAAGAGAGAAAAAAAUCAUUUUUUUCAAAUGGAAAAACCACCACCCACAACCCCACCUAAACUGGGGCUAUUUAAUAAUAGCAAUAGUUCUUAGUGAAUGUGUAAGAACACUUUUUUCUGUGCAGUGUCAGUACCAUGCAUUAAUGGCCAGUAACAUGGACGUUAAGUUUUCCUCCUUUUUAGAGUCGCGUUGAAACGUGUAAAAGCAGAUCACUCCUGCCUCUGGGAAUGACAACCUUGAUGACACUGAAACAUGCUGCUUCUCUUCCCCCACCCACCUUAGACCCCAACUCUGUCUCUCCCAGUUCUUGCUUUCUUUCUUACCAACAACUACCAUAGUUGUGACUAAUUCCUUUCUCUGGACCUCUUUCUGAAGCCAAGGGUCUGGUUUGGAGCUGCAGCAUAUUGAGGGAGAGGGGAAGAGUGGGGCCAGGGAGCUGUGCUUUGCUGGGUGCAAGGUGAGCGUUCUCUUGAGGGUUUUGUUGUAUUGUGAGGCAUCCCUUCAAGCCACAUGUUCAUUGUUUAUCCGGGACCUAGGACUUCCUCUGAGCAGUGAUCUCCUAGCUUCAGCUCUUCUCCUGUAUGUGGGGUCUUUACGUUCCUUGCCUCAGUUAAUCCGGAUCAGUAUCCCUAUUUGCGUGUGCAUGCUCAGACUUGGCUUAUUCCAGAUUUUGUUUCUAAGGGAGUUGAACAAAAUGGGAAUAAUCCAGAGCAAAUGUCCAGCAAAGCAAGGAUAUCGACCAGAUCAUAUUUUUGGUAGGCAAACCAAGCAGAGUUAAUCUGGAAGAGCCUUCCCACUACCCCCCACUCACCCACUUUGCAUGGCAUACUUCCAACAGGGGAAGCUCAUGUAUUGAUUGCUGUGCCCAGAGCAAGCUUCAUGCUGCAAGUUCAUCUUCCCUCUCUCUGUGGGUAGCAUGCUGUACUUUGUCACUAGGCUACAAAAGACCGCUCCUGAACUUGCAAGAGUGGGGGUGAGUGGCUCAUGCAUUUGGGAGGGAAGGACUGUAUUUUGGGAUUGCCCUGUCAGCUCCUCAGGAAUUGUGGAAAUUGUGUCAUGGGAUCCUGGCCUUAUUGAAUGCUUCUCCCCCCCACCCCGCCCCACCCUGGUGUUGUUCCUCAGGGAUGGCUACUGUCUACGAAGAUUGAUCUGAAGUUUUGUGUGUGUGGGUGUGGUGGGAAAUUCUUGUUUUCUGCCUGGAACAUGACUCCCAGUCUAAUGUACAUGUUUCCUCCCUGAGAAGGAUGUCAGAUUUAACCCCCCUAUGAAGGAAAAAUGCAGUCCUUCCAUUCUCAAAUGACUCACCCAGUAUCCAGUUUGAUAAAAGACAUGAUAUUAAGGGAAAGUGUAACUGCUUCUCCUCCUCUUGCCUGGUCAUGAGUUAACCCUGUGUGGUCUGAAGUACUGCCAACUUCAGUUAUCGUGACAGGGAUUUCAGUCUAAGUGCAACUUUGGAUACUGAACACAAGAGAAGACAGAAGUGCUUUCUGUAUAGCAGUGUAGUUUGUGCAGACAAGAUGUGCGAGUUCCCACUUAGUGAGUUUAUACAGGAAGAAUAAAAAGAUGAAGUUGGAGUUCUUCAUGCUGAUCCUGUUACCAUUGAGUGAUGUCCACCGUUGCCCUUGGUCCGAAGAUCUGGAGCUUCUAUUAGGUCUUUCCUUUACUUUUGUCUACAUUUUCUAUGUAUUUACUAAUGGCCUGUUCACACACACACACACCCAUAUGCCCCGCAUACUUCAGCCCUUCUUCCAGUCUCUCAUCAAACCUCCCUAAGUUUUCAGGGGGACAGCAUAAUCUUUUAUCAAUACUGACUUUCAUCUGAGCUAGAUAUCUGCCAUGCUUGUGGCAGAGCCACAGAAAGCAGUGUUUGUUGCUGCCUGAGAGCCUUACACCCAGUCACUCUUCAGAUGGGGUGUUUGAUUCCAGCAAGUAUGAGGAAUGAUUGAACAGUGCGAGCUAUAUCCUGGAAACUUGCACAAGCUCCACACGGCUGAAUGAGAGCCGUGUGUGACAUCAGUCACAGCCAACCUGACUUUAUGCAGGAGAUUUUCUGAGGGAUUGUGGCCACAUUAACCAAGAAACAUUCAAUGAGAAAGUGAGCUCGACAGGAUGUUCUUCCAACUCAUUUGUGCUUGGAUGCCAGGCACCUGGCCAGGCAAGAAUCCCUGUGACUGAAUCCAGAUCACCUCCUGUUGUGUUAUAUCUUCCUGCCCUGUUGUCAAAACGUGGGAGAUCAAAGCAAAACCUUUUUUCUAAAAAAGAAAAAAAUCUGGUUGUCUUGAUAGCAGCUCAUUUACCCCCUCCAAAAAUUGUCAGUAAAGUAGCUAUUAACAAACUUAAGAGGAACUUGCUAUUUUAUAGCUCCUAAUUCAGCAUCUCUCCAAAAGUCACCUCCUUGUGGAACAUGGGAGUCAUCUGUGGUGUUCUGUAUUCUGAGUAAUAACAUGAUCUCAGCAUGCCUCUCACUCUGUUGCUGAGCAGUGGUUUCUAGGGAGACUGCUGUCUGGGGAAGCAGAUUCCCCUGACCUGUACAGCACACCGACAUUGUGAGCUUAGAGAUGCCUUGGGUCAUAUUCCAUCCAGCUGUCUGCUGUCUUAAAAUGGGGUGCUGCGGUUGGUUCUUCUUUCCCAGCAUCUGCUUCAGGAUGCUGGUCCAGUACUCCCCAUUCUGGGAGAACCCCUUGGUUCUUUCACUUCCCCUAACUUUUGAGUGGAUCAGAGGAGUGGAAAGCCACACCCUGAAACCUUAACUCCCUUGCUGCUUUUCAUAUCCAGCCUAGCUCCUCAAACCAUUGUAAUUACGGGUAUCACUUAGGGGCAGAUAAACGGCUGGCAGGGUUUCAUCAGGAGAUGGCUUUCCUCCCCCAGAUCCAGCUGUGCUACACCUGGGUGAAAUUUGUGUGUGUGCGCGUUUGUCUGUGUCCCAACCCGCGUCGACCAAUCCAAUUGCAAGAGCACUGAUGUAAGUAAAAUGUAACCACAGGUGAUGUAGCCUGGAGACUGAAACUCCCUUUCUGUGCUUCCUCCACCCCAGUCUCACUUCUCCCUCCCCCCAUUGUUUUCAACAAAACGUAGCCUUUUUUUCUAUCGGAUAACCUCAAACUUUAUUUUAUUUUAAAUUUUGGGAUUUUUUUUUUUUUGCUUUUAAAUAAAGAGGUAGAUUUGAAGUCUAUUUGAAACUGACUUUAUAUUAUGCAUAAAUAUUUAUAUUUUAUCUAAACUUGUGCUGUAACAAACUUCUUUUGGGUGUUUGUUUUUUUAAGUGAUUUCUUUCUGCUGUGUUUGGGAUUUUUCCCUCCUCUUCAGUCAUGGGAAAGCUGUAGUUUUGCAAGUAUUGUUUGUUGGGUUUGGGGACAUUUUUGGAGGGGAGGGGUUGCUAUAAAAAUUUUUGCAUUUUUAGAUGCAAGCCCUUGUACCAUAAAACAGUGAAUCCAGGUUUGCCCUAAUCUUUGUCUUCAUUAGGAAAUACUCUUAUGAUCUUAUCAGUUUAUAAACUUGUUGGGUUUUUUUUUUUAAAGUUACAUGGAUUUUUUUGAAAUGGAGUUUAAAAAAUUACAACUAGAUUUGACCUUAUUCAGCUGCUGGCUUUUCCCUCCCCUCUUGGUUUAUCAGAAAGGAACCAACCAGCCCACUCACCAUCCUUUAAGAUGCUCCAAACAACAGGAAGGGGGGAUGGGGUGGGGGAAUCAGACUUUUUAUAUGAAUAACCAAAUGUGUUUGUUUUAGUGAAUUUUUGAUAAUGUACAGUUUUUUGUGAAUUUAAAUUGAUUUCUUUCUAUAUUUUUAGGACCAACCUCAUUUUUAAUAAGGUUUAAAAGGAAGGGGGGGAAAGUCUAGAAUUCCUGUUUUGUUUCCUUGUGAUGUUUCCACAAGUACAGAUGUUCGAGUGCUUGUCAAGUUUCAAAGAAUAAACAAAAAAAACUACCCAUGUUUGAUAGAGAA